AUGAAGGCGAGGAGCCGGCGGCCACCUCCGAUGCUGGCGGCGCUGCUGGUGCUGAUGCUGGCGGCUCUUCCCCCCGGCGGCGGGGCUCAGCGGGCGCCGGCUUGGAGACAGCAGAUCCGCUGGGAGAACCGGGGUCGCCACUACAGCCUCUACAACAGCGGGGCUCAGUUCUUGCCCGGCCGGGGAGCCGCAGCUCCGGCCGCCGCGCAGCAAACCUUCUACCUGAGCGCCGACGGAAGGGACGCAGAGGAAGGGUCGGGAAUCGGGACGGCUGCGGCUCCGGCUCCGGCUCCGCAGAGCACCGGACCGAACCCUCCGGCUGCUGAAUCCAGCCAGCCCAGAUCCGACGGGGCGUCCGCAGACGGAGGGGCUCGGCGACGCGACGGACCGGCUCGGGGAGACCCCCGGGGGUCGUCUGGCUUCUCCCCGAAUAGCGUCUACGACCGUCCCGCCGUCUGGCCCGGACAGACAGCCCGACAGAGGUCGGGUUACGGGACCCACCGCUUCCACCAUGGCCUUCCAGACCUGGUCCCCGACCCGUAUUUUCUCCAAGCGUCCACCUACGUUGAGAGAGUCCAGAUGUACGCCUUGGAAUGCGCGGUGGAAGAAAACUGCCUUGCGAGGUCCGCCUACCGACCCGGGAUCAGUAAGAUCAGCUCCCGCGUCCUCCUUCGGUUUCCCCAAAGAGUGAAGAAUCGAGGGACGGCAGACUUCCUUCCGGUGAAGCCGCGACACCAGUGGGAGUGGCACAGCUGUCACCAGCAUUAUCACAGCAUGGACGCCUUCAGCAACUAUGAUCUUCUGGAUGCCAUCUCUCAUGAGAAGGUGGCCGAGGGUCACAAAGCCAGUUUCUGCCUGGAGGAUACCUCUUGCGACGCAGGGGUCCAGCGACGCUAUGCGUGCACCGCUCAUAUUCAGGGUCUGAGCCCAGGCUGUUACGAUACCUACCAUGCCAAUAUUGAUUGCCAGUGGAUUGAUAUUACCGACGUCCCUCCUGGAAACUAUAUUCUCAAGGUGACUGUCAACCCUGAUUUCCUGGUGGCCGAAUCGGACUUCUCCAAUAACGUUGUCCAGUGUGAUAUUGUGUACACAGGGGUGUAUGUCGACACGCAAAACUGCCGAAUUACAAGGUAUCCCUAACAAAAAUACAUCCUGGAUUGGUGGGUUGGAC
Molecule: messenger RNA, 1171 nt
Organism: Ahaetulla prasina
Lineage: Eukaryota; Metazoa; Chordata; Lepidosauria; Squamata; Colubridae
Product: protein-lysine 6-oxidase-like
Exons: 6
Coding region: 1-1140 (379 amino acids)
Biological process (GO): peptidyl-lysine oxidation
Molecular function (GO): protein-lysine 6-oxidase activity; copper ion binding
Source: RefSeq, a predicted model, not a curated record